AUGGACAACAAAAAGGCGGAGGACAGUACUGACAAUUCCAACAGAGACAAAAAACGAUCGGCUGAGGGGGCGUUGCAAGAUCUUCCAGACACGAAAAAGGUCAAGCCACACGAAGCAGACUCCCUCCAGAACAAACUAGACUACAUUGAAGCGAACAAGGGCGGCAUUCCCUCUCUGCACUUCGCAGCCAAGGUGUUGGAUGUUGACGUUUGUCGCCACCUGGUGGAUAAGGGCGCCAAUGUCAAAGAAAAAUGCACCAUUUCUGGCGCCACUCCCCUACACUACGCUGCCUUGAAUGCAGCCAACGGAGAGAGUCUCAUCGAGUUCUUCCUUGAAAGGGGAAAUCACCUUGAUGGGCCCGAAGAUUGCGAUGUAGCAUCGAUCCUCUUUGUCCUUAAUGCCGGAAAUAUAGAGCUUGCAAGCAGGAUGCACGUUCUCUCAGAAAAAUAUCAAGACCAGCGCGAAAGAACGAGUUUGCUGCACUUUUGUCUGAAGGAGAAUAUCUUGAAGUUUGCGAAACUUGUCUACAAUAACGACGAAAGGCUGCUCAAGGAUCCUGAUUAUGAUCUUGACAUCCUUCGCACAGCUUGCAGGUCUGGAGAUCUUGAGAUGAUCAAGUGGCUUCUGGAAGAGAUCAAAAUUGACGUCGACAAGUUUUCGGAAGACAAUUUGGAAAACCAAGUGCGGAACUCUGCAAUUACGAACUGCAAACAUGGCAGCAAAAUCCUUCCAUACCUGUUCUCGAGGAUCCAGCAAUUCACAGAUGAUCAACAAAGAUAUGCUCUUAAAUUCGCAUUUUUCACAGUUUUGGGACAUUGUCCUUUCUACGAAGAAGAGGCGGAAGAGUUGUUUAAGAUCAUUUCCGAUACGAAGGUGGAAAUGUGGAGAAGAAAUGCGCUGCAACAUUGUGUCUCGCGCAACAAUCUAGACGCUGCGAAAUUCGUGCACGGAAAGGACAGGAAUCUCAUCAACGUGGUCGACGGGUCCGGAAUGACAAUUCUCCACCUCGCAGCACGAUUUGCAGACGUCGAUGUGUGCCAGUGGCUGGUGGAUCAGGGCCAAGACCUCAACGCUCGAAAUAAUUCUACUUUUGACAAUAUUGCCCAUUUUGCUGCCGAGAACCAGAUUUUUGGAAGAUCAAUCAUUGAAAAAUUUGGAAAGAAACUCGGUACACUCAUCGAACAAGUUAACAAAAGCGGAUACACUCCUCUUCAAUGGGCCCUGAUAGAAGAAAACGUCAAGGCCGCAAAAGCUUUGCUGGAAGUGGGCGCCCGACCGAAGACUAACGGCAUCAACAUGCUCCACUUUUGCGUCAUGAACAACAAGCUGAAGAGCGCCAAAUUCGUGCACGCCAGGAACGAAAAUCUGAUUAAGGAGAAGGGAGAGGGAGGAAAAACCACCCUUCACCUUGCAGUCGAAUAUGCCAACAAAACGUUUUGGGGAUGGCUUGUUAGUAAGGGGGCUGAUCCCCUAGAGACGACCGCGGGAGGAAAAUCUGUUCAAGAAACCAUUGACAACGUGGGGGCGCAGCAGUUUUUAUCCUAUUUCGUCCUCAGCAAAAGAAAUAUUUUCUAA
This is a messenger RNA of Cloeon dipterum, 1575 nucleotides long. RefSeq names its product putative ankyrin repeat protein RF_0381. NCBI's taxonomy places the organism in Eukaryota, Metazoa, Arthropoda, Insecta, Ephemeroptera, Baetidae. Gene Ontology annotation, biological process: protein localization to ciliary inversin compartment. The transcript has 2 exons. Gene Ontology annotation, cellular component: ciliary inversin compartment. The coding region runs from base 1 to 1575 and encodes 524 amino acids. The record is from RefSeq and is a predicted model, not a curated record. Gene Ontology annotation, molecular function: protein binding.